GUAAACGCUUGUCAGAAACUUCCAACAAAACUCCGCCACAUCAACACCAUCCUCCUCCUCUUGUUUUUAAUCUUUCCUCAACCACUUUCUCACACGCUAAAAUCUUCCCAAAAUUCCACAAGUUAAAGAAAAAACACUAAUGUGAACUAAACACCGUCACCGCCGCAACCACCACAAUGGCUAAACCAUCAUCACCACCGGCAACCGUAAUCCGCACCCUAAUUUACUACCUCUCAGAACACCCUUCCGUCGUUGAAUUCCGUUGGAGUCACACUCACUCAUGGGGCUCCACCUGGUCCUUCCUCUUCACCUCCAUAGCCACCUACCUCAUCCUCUCUCUUUUCCUCCACCUUUUCCUCUCCCUCCUCUUCCCCAAACGCCACCACAUCCCUCUAGGUCCCAUCCCCGCCGUCCACAGCCUCACCAUGUCCCUCAUCUCCGCAACAAUCUUUACCGGAACACUAAUCUCCGCCGUAUCCGAAAUUCGCGACACACGCUGGUUCUGGCACCGUUCCAAAACCCCAUUCCAAUGGCUCCUCUGUUUCCCCUUAGGAACACGUCCCUCCGGCCGUGUCUUCUUCUGGUCCUACGUUUACUACCUCUCCCGUUUCCUCCACAUGUUUCGAACAAUCCUAACCAUCCUAAAACGCCGCAGGUUGUCGUUUUACCAACUCGUAAACCACUCCGUCUCAACCUUUGUCUCCUUCCUCUGGCUCGAAUUCUCGCAAUCCUUUCAAGUUCUCGCGAUUCUCUUCGCAACUCUCGUUUACUCUCUGGUUUACGGGUACAGAUUCUGGACGGCGAUUGGACUUCGAUCCGCUUGUUUUCCGUUCGUAUUGAACUGUCAGAUCGUGUUGCUGGGUUGCAACGUGGCGUGUCAUGUUGGAGUUUUCUUGAUUCACUUCUUUUUUAAAGGUGGGUGUAAUGGAAUUGGUGCUUGGGUUUUCAACUCUGUUCUCAACACUGGUGUUCUUGUUAUCUUCCUCAAUUUUUAUGUGAGGAUCUAUGUUAUCGGCAAAUUUAAGAGGAGAAACGUUGAAGAGGAUGGGUCCUUGGACAGUUGUAAAACGGUUUUAAAUUCGGGUAGGUUGCGCCAGCGACAAGAUACUUAAUAUCGCGUUGAAAUUUCGACAACAUCAGAAGUUAUAAUGAUGAUGUCUAGAUGGUAAAAAAAGUGUACCCUAUAGAGCAAAGUGUACUAUAUGAUGUUAAGAAUAAGAAUAAGAAUAAGAAUAAUAUAGUCAUUACUGGAAA
Lathyrus oleraceus (garden pea) is the source of this 1254-nucleotide messenger RNA. RefSeq names its product elongation of fatty acids protein 3-like. The record is from RefSeq and is a predicted model, not a curated record. Gene Ontology annotation, molecular function: fatty acid elongase activity. The transcript has a single exon. Gene Ontology annotation, biological process: fatty acid elongation, polyunsaturated fatty acid; fatty acid elongation, saturated fatty acid; sphingolipid biosynthetic process. NCBI's taxonomy places the organism in Eukaryota, Viridiplantae, Streptophyta, Magnoliopsida, Fabales, Fabaceae. Bases 177 to 1112 code for a protein of 311 amino acids. Gene Ontology annotation, cellular component: endoplasmic reticulum membrane.